Fusarium graminearum PH-1 is the source of this 774-nucleotide messenger RNA. RefSeq names its product urease accessory protein ureG. The coding region runs from base 1 to 774 and encodes 257 amino acids. The record is from RefSeq and is a predicted model, not a curated record. The transcript is spliced from 2 exons. NCBI's taxonomy places the organism in Eukaryota, Fungi, Ascomycota, Sordariomycetes, Hypocreales, Nectriaceae. Gene Ontology annotation, molecular function: nickel cation binding; GTPase activity.
AUGUCGCACUCUCACGACGGACAAUCUCACUCUCAUGAUGGCUUCAAUGCGCAGGAGCAUGGCCACUCACAUGAGAUCCUCGAUGGACCUGGUAGCUUCCUAGGCCGUGAGAUGCCCAUCGUUGAGGGACGAGAGUGUCCCGUCGGCUCCGGAAAGACCGCUCUCAUGCUCGCCCUCUCCCUCGCUCUCCGAAAGGAAUACUCCCUCGCCGCUGUCACAAACGACAUCUUCACCCGCGAAGACGCAGAGUUCCUUACUCGAAACAAGGCUCUCCCACCUUCUCGCAUCCGCGCCAUUGAGACUGGUGGUUGCCCUCACGCUGCUGUCCGAGAGGACAUCUCCCAGAAUCUCGCUGCACUGGAAGACCUGCACCGCGAGUUCGACACCGAUAUCCUCCUUAUUGAGUCGGGAGGCGACAACCUCGCAGCAAACUACAGCCGCGAGUUGGCCGAUUUCAUCAUCUACGUUAUCGAUGUCAGCGGUGGCGACAAGAUCCCCAGAAAGGGUGGACCUGGUAUCACGCAGAGUGAUCUGCUGAUCGUGAACAAGACCGACCUGGCAGAGCUUAUUGGCGCUGAUCUGGGUGUUAUGGAGAGGGAUGCCAGAAAGAUCCGAGAGGGAGGUCCUACAAUUUUUGCCCAGGUCAAGAAGGAUGUUGGCGUAGACCACAUCAUCAGCUUGAUCAAGAGUGCAUGGAAGGCCAGUGGUGCAGAGGAUGAGAGACGCAGCAAGGGAGGCCCAAGACCAACAGAGGGUCUCGAGCAGCUCGAAUAA